AUGGCGACGGCGCUUUCUGCUUCAUUUCGUGAUCGGCUCGAACGCAUGGAGCUCGACCGGAACAAGCGUCUCUCUCUUCUCCAGGCGGAGAGAGAGCUGCAAGCGAGCAAGUCUCUGGUUCUGGCGUCUAAGCUUGCCGGAAUCAGGGAGAUGGAACGGCGAUGCUCGAUGCUCGAUCAGAAGAUCGCGUCGCAAAGUUUCAAGAUCUCGCUUCUCAAGUCCGAGAUAGACAACCUCAAUGCCAAAUACGAUAGCCAUUCGCUGCUGCUCAGGGCUUUGAUGAGCGAAGUGGAGGAUCUUCAAGAAUUGGAGAAGGCAAAGGAUGAGUUCUACGAUUCCAAGGGCUCCGAAAUGAAGGAAUUCAAGCAUAAUGUGGAGAGAUUUGUUUCGGAGUGUAGAGUGCGACUGAAAGAGCUGAAAAAUGGACUCAAUAAGUUGCAAUCGAGCUUUGUGAGAUUUCAAGACAACAAUGGGUAUAGCAACUCCGAAAUAGACACAGCAGAGAUGAUGAAAUCCGGACUCUUGGCUGCGAAACAGGAUUUGGAUAAGAACUUGGCUUCCAAUUACAGAAUGAAAGCACAUUUGCAGACGGAGCUUCAAAGCAUUUUAUCCGUGGAUUAGAGACCCACUAAUGGAAAAUGCC
Molecule: messenger RNA, 643 nt
Organism: Morus notabilis
Lineage: Eukaryota; Viridiplantae; Streptophyta; Magnoliopsida; Rosales; Moraceae
Product: cingulin
Exons: 4
Coding region: 1-621 (206 amino acids)
Source: RefSeq, a predicted model, not a curated record